AUGCCGGUGUUCAAUGACCCUAUCCACGGCUCUAUUGAAUUGCACCCUUUGCUGGUGAGCAUUAUUGACACACCUCAGUUCCAGCGUCUGCGCCACCUCAAGCAGCUGGGAGCCACAGACUUUGUUUUCCCGGGAGCCUGCCACACCCGCUUUGAACACUCUAUUGGGGUGUGCUACCUGGCAGGAGAACUGAUGAAUGCCCUGAAACAGCGCCAGCCUGAGCUGAAUAUUACUGAGAACGACAUACUGUGUGUCCAGAUAGCAGGACUGUGCCAUGACCUUGGACAUGGCCCUUUCUCCCACACGUUCGAUGGAAUGUUCAUCCCAAGAGCACGCCCGGGUUUCAGAUGGACGCAUGAGGAUGCGUCUGUGAAAAUGUUAAAUUACCUGAUCGAGGUAAACAAACUGGAGCCAGUGAUGAAGCGUCAUGGGCUGAAGCUGUCUGAGGAACAGAUCACCGAGACGGAGCCUUCCGAUUUGGUGUUUAUUGAGGAACUGAUCGCCGGACCCAGGGUGGACUCUUCCAACGAGGUGGAACCUUCCAGCGAGUGGCCAUAUAAAGGAAGAGGGAAAGAAAAAUCUUUCUUGUAUGAGAUUGUGGCCAACCGCAAGAAUGGAAUUGAUGUGGACAAGUUCGAUUAUCUUGCUCGAGACUCCUACUACCUGGGCAUGAAAAAUAGCUUUGACCACCGACGCUACCUGAAAUUUUUACGUGUGUGUGAGGUGGACGGAUUGAAGCACAUCUGCCCUAGAGACAAGGAAAUGGAAAAUUUGUACGACAUGUUCUACACACGGUAUAGCCUUCAUCGCCGGGCCUACCAGCACAAAGUGGGAAACAUCAUCGCAACAAUGAUAACAGAGGCUUUUGUGAUGGCUGACAACUACAUUCAGAUCAUAGGCUCUCAUGGCAAGACUUUCUCCCUCUCCACUGCCAUUAACGAUAUGGAGGCUUAUACCAAACUCACCGACCACAUCUUCCAGCAGAUCCUGUACUCCUCGUCUCAAGACCUGGAUGACGCUCGGGUCAUCCUAGACAACAUCAAUUGUCGCAAGAUCUACAUGUUUUUGGGCGAGAUCCGAUGCAAGAAUCCUGUGGCAGACACAUCGGAUGUGCGCGCCGCGAUAGCAGCCAGCAUUGCUCAAGCCUUGCCUGACAGCAGAAGAAGUGUACCACUUCAGGCUGAAGAUUUCGAAGUCACUAUUAUUAACAUGGAUUAUGGGAUGAAAAACCAUAACCUGAUCAAUAACGUGUAUUUUUACACCAAGAAUGACUCCACAAAUGCCAGAAUCAUCAACGAAGACGAGGUGUCCCAGCUCCUUCCGAAGACGUUUGCUGAACAACUGGUCCGGGUCUACUGCAAGAGGACUGAUGACUUUCAGGCAGCCAAGAUCUGCUUUGAGGAGUGGCGUAAACGUCCCCGCUUGAGCGAAGGAUGUAGAUGUGCCUGGCCUGAAGCUGAUGGAGUGCUGAGAUGAUGAUGAAGAUGAAGGUGGUCGUCUGAGGGGGCAUCUUAUUUACAUAUAUAUUUGUGUUUUUUGGGGAAUAGUGCCUUGACUGCAAAAGUAAAACUCUUCUAUAUAGCAGGUGGUGGUGUUCAGAUGGGAGAUGGCUGUUCAUAAACUAAAGGGAAGAUUAUAAAGAAAAUGUAUUCAGCGACAUAUGACGCAUUCUGCCCAGGAAACAUGUGGCGUAUGUAUCAAACUACCGCACGGGACUAGAACCGCAGUACGCAUGUGAUCUAGGUGACUCACUCCAAGCUGAGCUUAUGUUAGUGCGUAUGCAUUCAGUGAUGGAUCCCGCAAAUAAAGGGAGGAGGUAUUAUAAGUGUGGCUGAUUCUGUAUUCCGUUGAAUUUACAAAAGUUAACCAAUUGUACCUGAAAUUGCUCCACCUCUAAAGAGCAAACGUAAACUGAGACACAAGACAGAAACACAGAUCUAGGCUGUGAAGAUAUACUGAAAUAAUCUUUGCAGCAAGACCACUAUUUCAAUCCCCAGAGCGAGAAAUCAUCAAACAGAUUAUUAAUAGUAAAUAUCAUUUAAUGAUGUCAGCCAAGCAAUAAUUAAGGCUGGGUGUUUGUCACAGAAAAUAUUUACCAAAUAAUUUAUUAAAUUAAGCAAUAUCACAUGCAAAGCAAUUGGAAGCGACUGGAAUAACGUGCUCAACUGUAGUGACAGUAACUGAAGUAAAAAUAAAUCUAUGUCCAUCACAGAAAGAACGUGCGUUUGUUUUGAUUAGUUAUCCUCGAAAACAAUCGCGGAGAAGAAACUGGGAAUUAAAGGGACCGCCAAAAAAAUAGAAAAUCACCUGUGACUUCCAUGACAAACACCCAGCCAUACAAAUAAUUACAAUUCUGGGAGAAAUAAAAAAUGGAGUGGAGCCUCCCACACGACGUUGCCAUUCUAUCCCGGCAAUAGUGAAGCUCAUUGCAAAGAUACAUGCAGAAUGUACACCUUUACGAUAAAUGGUUAUCACCACACGCAGUGAUAAUAUUCAAAGCACUAAACACGUGUUUUAACUGCGCGGUUUAAUAUCAGCCUAUUUAGCAAAAUGCGGUUCCCGUUCACUGAUUAUGUAAUGAGCUGUAGCUCAUUUGUGUGUAAUUUUGUUUUGUUUUUAAAUCAUUGUAAUUCACAAAAACAGCAAUAUACUUCUUUUUUAAACAUUGAACUCACUCUCACAAUUUUAGCAAGCUUUUUUGUCAGAGUCUAGGCUCCUAAAAAGGUGAAGGUUAUUUUCUUCAUAUAGCUUUAAACGUUAAAUUCAGCUAAUAGGAUAGUAAGCAAUCCCUAAGGACAUUAUAUGUGGGCAUCUUGAGAUAAGAAUAACUUAAUUCAUUUCAGCUAAAAUCUGGUUAACAUUUUGUGCAUUUGGAGUGACCGUAAUGUGGUGUUUUUGGUGUGUUUUUACUUUAUUUAUAUAUAUAUUUUUUUUAUUCUUGUCCUCCUUGCUUUGAGGUCUUAUUCAUUGUUCUCAUGUGGUUCUCAUGUACUGUAUACUGACGUCCAUCUUGGUUGAGAUCCACAAUAAGCUAUGGUCAGCACUUGAUUUUCCAUGCUUGAAAGCAGAGCUCCUUGAGAUUUUUAUUUUGAAAACCAUGAGAAUAAGAACUUUGUUGGGAGGCAUCAUUAUCACACUUUCACAUAUGUUUUGACUCUGAUGUACAUGUAACUGC
Messenger RNA from Conger conger (European conger), 3175 nucleotides. RefSeq names its product deoxynucleoside triphosphate triphosphohydrolase SAMHD1-like. Gene Ontology annotation, cellular component: nucleus. Gene Ontology annotation, biological process: defense response to virus; dGTP catabolic process; regulation of innate immune response. Gene Ontology annotation, molecular function: dGTPase activity. NCBI's taxonomy places the organism in Eukaryota, Metazoa, Chordata, Actinopteri, Anguilliformes, Congridae. The transcript has 14 exons. The record is from RefSeq and is a predicted model, not a curated record. The coding region runs from base 1 to 1476 and encodes 491 amino acids.